GAGGAUGAAGAGGAGAAUGACGUUGAUGGCACUAGAGAUACCGCGGACAGUCCUGCGACCUCGGUCAGCACAAAAGAAGUUGUCAUUGACGAUGAGGCGGCAAAGCAUCAAGCGUUCUACAACUCUCUCAUAAUGAAGGCUUCGUUGGCUGAUUCCUACGAUAUAGUGCCGAAAGUUGCCAUUCCACACGCAACUGGUAUAAAUUGCUUUGCACUUCCAAAGACGUCUAAGUGGCUUUUCACUGGUGGUGAGGAUGGGUUCAUAAGGAAGUACGAUUUCUUUGCUUCCAUUGACGGUGAAAUCCAAUUGACAUCUGCUCAGAGACACUCAUUGGUUGAUCUGAUUACAAAUGCCGGUGUACUGCUAGCAUACUGGGACAACGAAAUACCCGUGAAGAGAAGCUCGAUAAAGGGUGAUACGUAUGAGCCUAAAUUGUCCCCAGUGUACUCCUUAGCGGUGGAAAACAAUUGUCUUUGGCUUCUUGGUGGGUUAUCAACCGGCGGUAUCAAUUUGCAAUCUAUCAGGCACAACGAAGGUAGAAUUGUACACCAUUUCAAGGGUCAUUCAAACUCGGUGUCUGUGCUGCAGCUAAACCAACGACAAGAUCAAUUUCUAUCCGGAAGUUGGGAUAACAAUAUAAUCCAAUGGGACUUGAACACCGGGAAUCAAAUCGCAAAUUUCAAAGAUUCAACUGGACAGAUAUCAUCUAUACAGUAUAGACCAUCAGGUGGGAUCUCUUUAGAUCAAGCUCAACAGGCUCAACCGGAUGAUGACGAUAUGGAUUCACUGUUUGGAGACGACGACGACGACGACGAUAACCGCAACAAUGUCACUGAUAAACCCAAAGAAAACAAUCAGCCAGGGGAUCCACAGUCUGAAGUUGAUGAGAAUGUCUUUUUAUCAUCCUCCGUUGAUGGAUCACUUUAUGUUUGGGACGUUAGAACCCAUAAACACGUGCUUAGACUGAAACCACCUAAGGGAACACCUCCUUGGUGUGUAUCGGCUUGUUGGUCUUAUGACGGUAACUCGAUAUUCGCUGGAAGAAGAAAUAGUUGCGUCGAAGAGUUUUCAUUAAAGAUGCCUUUCAACUCUAGUGGUGAUCCAACGCCGGCAAGAACACUUAAAUUCCCUUCAGUUUCAGGUGCAGUUACAGCAGUAUCGGCUUUGCCAAAUCAUAACCAUGUGGUCUGUGGGUCAUAUGACAACAUAAGAAUCUAUGAUUUGAGACUCCAUUCAGACUCACAGAAAAAGACGCCAUUCCUUAUCGUUCCAGGCCACCACGGUGGUACAGUCUGUGAUAUAAUGUUUGACCCAACAUAUAGGUAUAUGAUUAGUGCUAGUGGUAACCGUGGAUGGCAAGGAUCGAGCAUUGAAAGUGCGUUCGUCUACGAAGUGGGGAUAGAA
Williopsis jadinii is the source of this 1404-nucleotide messenger RNA. It is a transcript of the gene SPT8, whose product is annotated as SAGA complex subunit SPT8. The record is from RefSeq and is a predicted model, not a curated record. Lineage: Eukaryota; Fungi; Ascomycota; Saccharomycetes; Phaffomycetales; Wickerhamomycetaceae. Gene Ontology annotation, cellular component: mitochondrion; preribosome, large subunit precursor. Gene Ontology annotation, molecular function: protein binding. Gene Ontology annotation, biological process: peroxisome fission; mitochondrial fission.